CGGGCUUGCUUUGCUGUGCGCUGGCUGCUCGCGGGCUUUUGGUGCCUUCGGAACGUGCUCUGCCUCUGUCCUGUGCUGACAUUGGCAUCACCUCUGGCUGGUCUUCGUGGUCAUUCACGGGACUUUUUGCUGGACAUUUUCUUCAUGCGAUUGGUGCUCUUCUCCGUCCUGGCUCUGGUGGUGAACUGCGGCUUCCUCUUGGACUUUGAGGCGGCGAUCCAGAAGGCGGAGGGCUACGGCAAGAGCGAUUUGGGGCAAGAUCCCUCUUUUCUUCGAGCUAUUGCAGCUCGUGCCCAUUCCAUUGCCAAGAUGAACUCCUCAACUUGGACAUGCAAGCGUUGCUAUGCGGACAACAACGAGGAGGCGAAUUACUGCCAUCGAUGCGGGGAAUAUUGGGAGUCCUCGUAUCAGAAUGGCGGUGGUGGAUAUCGGAAGCAAGAUGGAGCGCAACAGUGGCCAACCUUGCCGAACAAUGGCAAUCGGAGACGCUCUCACAGAGCGAACCGAGCAGGCUAUGGACAUGGUGGACAAGGACAAGCACCCAAGUCUCCCAGGAGGCAGAAAGGUGGUGGAGGCAAAGGCGAGAAGAAUGCCCCCAAGAGCCCCAGGAGUCAUUCCAAGGGCCGAGGGAAGGGCAACAGCUCCUACAACGAGCAAAGCGGGAAGGGCAAAGGUCAGGCAGAAGAACCUCCCUGGGUGCCAUUGCCGCCGCCCCCAGCCCCGCCGCCGGCACCUGUGGUCAAUGCCGAUCCCCAGACUGUGCAAGCCGAAGCGCAGUUGAAAUCUAUGGUCAAGAUUAUCUCCAAGGAUUUGGACUCCUACCCUGUGGAACUUCAAGAAGAAGCCAAAAAGAUCUUGAAACGGCAGGAGCAGUGGACCAACAAGAAACUGCACAAAACGGUGAACGAGCUUGGCAAAGCCAAGAAGGCAUUGCACGAAGCAUCGGUGGCUCGUCUUCAACACCAUCAGGCUUGGAAGAACUAUCUGAUAGAGGCAGUUGCGAGAUGGGAAACAUUCACAAAGCAGUUUGCAGAAGAGGAGAAAGAGCUGUCGGACAAGGUGAAUGCGGCCAAAGAGGCGGUGGAGGCCGCCAAGAAAGCUCAUUUGGCGGCAGCCAAGGUGGAGCGAAUCACCGACGACGAGGCAGUGACCAUCUCCGACGACGAAUUGAUGGAGCCGAAGCCAGAUGCGGCUCGGAACAUUCAAGAGGGGAUCGAGCAGAUGACUCACAGCUUGCACCAGGUCAAGACCAAGGCAGACGAAAUCGUGACAGCAGACGAGCAGGCCUACAAAAAGGCUCGCAUCAGGGAGCCGGAAGAAGGCUUUGCUGGGCCCUCUGCGUCUACGCCGCAUUUUGCGAUGGCCGACAAGUGA
Cladocopium goreaui is the source of this 1374-nucleotide messenger RNA. The record is from the annotation of a GenBank genome assembly. NCBI's taxonomy places the organism in Eukaryota, Dinophyceae, Suessiales, Symbiodiniaceae.